This is a messenger RNA of Python bivittatus (Burmese python), 8010 nucleotides long. NCBI's taxonomy places the organism in Eukaryota, Metazoa, Chordata, Lepidosauria, Squamata, Pythonidae. The record is from RefSeq and is a predicted model, not a curated record.
GCAAGCCCAAAUCCAGCGCCCGGAGCCUAGUGUCCAAGGAGAAGCUUUUGGCGGCCGAAGAGCUGGAAUUGGCCAAGGUGGUCAUGUUGCUGCUUUAUUAUGCUUCCAUGAGCGAUAAGAUUCCUCGGGAGUGGACCAUGCUCGAAUAUGACCUCCAGGCGGAGAUGGCCAAGUUCCUGAACUUCAUGCUCUACAAUGAAGAUUGUCUCAGUGAGAAUCUGGAGAACUUUCUCCAAAAGAAAAUGCCCCCAUCAUCAAGUACCUCCAGUGCCAGCUCGGAAGAGAGCACCCCACCAAAACGAGAGGUGCCUUUCCUGAAAUUACACAAGAUUGCAUCUUCUUCCAGCAUGAACAAGUUGCUCCCAGGCUCCUCCACUUCUCCUAUGGGGGAGAUCAUGCAGACCCCCCAGUUUCAGAUGAGGAGGCUGAAGAAGCUGCUGGAAGCUGAGCGAGAGAACCGUGACGAACUGGAGCAUGAAUUGGCAGAGAAUCGAAAGCUCAUUGAUGAGAAAGAUACGCGAAUCCUGAUGAUGAAGCAGCGGAUUGACCGCCUAACUCUCCUCCAGGAGCGACAGGCAGCUGAUCAGCUGGAGCCCAAGGAGGUGGAAGAGCUCCGAGAAAAGAAUGAAAGCCUCCUCAUGCGCCUGCACGAGACGCUGAAGCAGUGCCAAGAUCUGAAAACAGAAAAGGGGCAGACAGACCGGAAGAUCAGCCAACUCUCCGAGGAGAAUGGAGACCUCACCUUCCGACUCCGAGAAUUUGCUCGCACCCUGACAGAGCUGCAAGAAGCCAUGAACGAAAUGUGUGAAGAACACAACACAGCCCUGAAGGAAUGGGAGGAGCGGAGGAGUCGCCUGGAAGCAGAUCUCCACAGUGCCCUUAGCGAGAAGAGAUGCCUGGAAGAGAAAGUGGAGAUUCUGCAAGGGAAGAUCUCUCUGCUGGAGGAUCAGCUAGCUAAGCUGAAUGAGACUGCUUCCCUGCCUGUGAAAGGAGAGGUCAUGGGCGAUGUGUUAAAGCUCGAAGGCCUGAAUCAGCAAGUGGCGAGUCUCAGCAGCAAGCAGGCUGAACUGCAAGCAACCAUUCUUCGUCUUGAAGAAGAGAAGCGCCUCCUCGAGGCCAAUCUUCAAUCCGAAAGGAGAAGCUUUGAAUCUGAGAAACUCCAGCUUACGGGCCUCCUGACAGAGCUGCAGAAUUCUAGCUCUGAAAUUUCUCGAGCCAAGGAGAAGCUGGAGCAGGACUGCCGGGCCCAAGAGGAAUGUUUGAUUGCUCAAGCCAACACCCUCACUGCAGAAAUUGGGAAGCUGACGGGCUUCCUUCGCCAGAGGGACGAGGAGCUGCUGGCUCUGCAUCAGCAAGUGGAAGUGGAGAGGAACCAGAAGAGUCAAUUAGCUGAAGACUUGCAGAAGAAAGAGCAGAUGUCUCGGGCAGCUAUUGAAGAACUGAGCCACCAGGUGGAUCAGCUGAGCAGCUCUCUGAAGCAGAGCAAUGAGAAGAUGGCCCAGGUGGAAGCAGCCAGUCAGGAAGAGUACAACAGGAUAGCCCAGGAAAAGGAGCUGGCUGUAAGGCAGCUCCAGGAGAAAGAAGUAGAACUGUCUUCCCUGGCAGAACGGCUGCAGUCUCUGGAGCAGGCUCGGAAUACUUCUGCUCUGGAGACCCAGCAGGAGAAAGCUGAGAUGAGUCAGAAGAUCCAAGCAUUGGAGGCUAGAGUUUUGGCCCUCACGGCCCAGUGCCAGCAGAGUGAGGCCCAUGUAGGAGCCAUUCCAGCACUGAAGAGCCAGUUGCGAGAAGCUCAGCAGAAACUGGCUGAGAAGGAGAAGCUGGCCAAGGAAAAUACUCGCCUCCAGGAGCGGCUGAUGAUCCUCGAGGAGUCCGUCCGCAACACAGAAGGCAUCCUGGAGGAUGAGAAGAGGAGAGGAGCAGAGUCCCUGGAGGGCAAUCUCCGGCAAAUAGCAGAGCUGGAAGAGCAGAUCCAGGAGCUGACCAAACACAAGGACCAGGCUAUGCAAGAAAUGGUUGAGGAGAAGGCCAAGAGGCAAGCUUUGGAGGGCCAAAUGCAGCGACUGGAGGAUGAAUCUAGGAACAAGUUAGAAGAGCUUCAGCACCAGUUGACUGAGUUGUCUUCUGCCAAAAGGGAGCUGACUGAACGUGGUGGGCUGGAGCAAACUGCCAAAGCCCUCAGUAUGGGUCAGGAGCAAACUGGCCAGAAGCUUCAGACUGACCAGAAGAAAUUGGCAGAACUGGAAGCCCAGCUAAAAAGUCUCAAUGCCCAACACCAAGAAGCUCUGGCUGCUAUUCAGGCCAAACUGUCUCAUGCUGUUUCCCAAGUCAAGGAGAAGACAAACUCAGAAGAGAAGCUCCAAGCCAAGGUGGCCACUUUGCAGGAGGAGUUGGCUGCAGCACGCCAGGAAGCAGCCAAGUGUGUGGCCCAGGCAAAGAAGGAUGGGCACAAAGCAACCCAGGCCCUUGAAGUGGCCACUAGAAGUCUGGCUGAAGAGAAACUCAAGAGAGAUGAGCUGGAAGCCAGAGUGAAGCAGUUGGGAGAGCAGAGCAGUAAAGAUCUGACCACUGCGGAGUCCAGUUUGUCCAGCCUCAGGUCUGCUCUGAAGGAGAAAGAGCAUGAGGUGGAACAGUUCUCUGCCCAGGUGAAGAUGCUGAAGGCCAAGUUGGAGGAAGCCAUGCAGCAACAGAAGCGUGAGCUGGCUCAGCAUGAGGAGGAAGCCAAGCGGCUGGCAGGGGAGGAGGAACGAGCCAAAGCAGAACUGGCCACAGAAAAGGCCCAGAAGGCGGCCCUUGAGGUGCAGCUGCAGAACAUCACGAAUGAGCACCGGGUGGAGGUCUCAAGUCUCCAGGAGGAAGUGGCCAGGGCCCAGGACCUGGUGGGGGAGAAAGAGAGGGAACUGGAGGAGCUGCGGCUGAAGAACGUCUCCCGCUGUGAGGAGCUGAGGGAUCUGCAGAAGACAGUUAGCAAGCUAAAAGGAGAACUGGCUUCUGUGGAGGCCCUGAAGGAGAGAGAGGCCAAAAUGGAGAAUGAGCUGCAGGGAUUUCUGGAAGUGGCCAGAACCCGGGAAGCAGAGAUAGACAGCAUGAAAGCCAUGAUUCUUUCCAAGGACAUGUCGCUCAAGAGCCUGGAGGAGCAGAAACAACGCUGGGACAAGGAGUGUGCCUCCGUCCGGGAGUUGUAUGAGAAGCAGCUGAAGGAGGGUGAAGCGCUCCAUAGUCAGGUCAACAAGCUUGAGAAGCAGUGCAAGGAGCAGCAGAGCACCAUUACCAAAUUGGAGAAGAUGACAGCAGCCUCGAAAGAACAGCAGCACUUGGAGGCAGAAGUGUUAAAACGGGAAGCAGGGCAGCAGAGACAGAGGAUCUCUGAGUUGGAGAAGCUCCUGGAGGCUUCCAAGGCUACUGUGGAGAAAUUGAAGAGGGAGCUCCUUGACACAGGAGAGGAGCUGGCCCGAAGCAGAAAGGCCAUGUCAGGAGCUGAGGAAGAGCUGACUUCCUUGCGUACCUCAGCUCAGGAGAAGGACAGGUCGGAGGAAAGCUGGAAGGAGCAAAUGUCACGGUAUCGCCAGGACGCUGAGAGGAAGGCUAGCCAUAUCAGCAGCUUGGAGCAGGACAGGUCCAUCAUGCACAGGCAGCUGCUGGAGAAGGAAGCUGAGAGCAAGGACCUGCGGCGCCUAGUCAUGGCUGAGUCUGAGAAAAGCAAGAAGCUGGAGGAGAGACUGAGGCUCCUCCAGUCUGAGAUGGCCACAGCUGCUGCCCGAGCAGCAGAAAGGUGCUCGGCUAUGAAAGCGGAAGCCCAGAGCUCCCAGGAGCAGGCUGAGAAGCUAAGGCUGACUAUGGACACCCUGAAGAAGGAACUGAACAUGCUCUCCAAACGGGAGGAGGACCUCUGCAAAGAGCUCAGGUCUUGCCAGGAGAAGGCUUCCCAGAAGGAGCAGCUCUUCACAGGCCAGCAGCAGGAGUUGGCAGGAGCUCAGGCUUUGAUUGGAGAGCUGAUGCCCAUCAAGCGCUUGUACCAGCAGCUCCAGGUUGAGCAGGCCUCCCAGGAGGACAAGCAUCGAGAAGAGGUUGAGCAGCUGCAGAAGGCCACUGGCAUCUUGCAGGCAGAAUUGAGCAGAACCAAGCUGGAGCUCUCAGAGCUGUUCUCCAUAAAAGAAAGGUUCCUCAAACAAGAGCACAUUCUCCAACAGCUUCAGGUGGAGAAUGGCAGUUACACAGAGCAACUAACCACUCUCCAGCAGGCUCACACACAGCUGGCCGAGGAGAACAGAGAGCUAACUGAGAGAGCCAGUCAUGGGCGGCAGUGCCUGGAUAUGGAGUUGGCACAGGCCAAGCAGAAGCAUGCUCUGGAGUUGGAGGCUGCCAGAUUGGACUCUGAGAAACUAGUGGCUGGGAGCAGGCGGGAGGCUGAGGAGGCCCAGAAGAAGCUGGAGACAAUGGCUAAGCUGUAUGAGGACACCAAGCACCAACUGAGAGUUCAGGCAGAGAAGCUGGAGCUGCAUCAGCGAGAGCAAGCUAAACAGGUGGACGAGCUGAAACAAAAGCUGGCUCAGCAAGAGAAGGCUGGCCAGGCCCAUCAGCAGAAAGCUAAGGUGCGUGAAGAGGAGCUCCGGUCAGAGAUGAAGCAGCUGAAGGAGAAGACGGCAGAUCUUCAGACUCAGCUGGCGCAAAAGGAGCAGGCCACCGAGCAUUACAAGGCUCAGAUGGAGAAGGCAAAAACGCACUACGACGCAAAGAAGCAGCAGAACCAGGAGCUCUUGGAGAAGCUGAAAGGCCUGGAGCAGCUGGAGAAGGAGAACACUGAGCUGAAGGCGGAAUCGGAGCGCCUCGCCAAGGAGCUGCAGCGCAUGGCCCUGCAAGCCACGGAGUCAGAGCUCAGCCUGAAGAACCUCACCAGCCAGGUCCGGGUCCUGCAGGCGCAGCUGGACUUUGCAGAUCGGCAGCUUCGAGAGCAGGGCAAGGCCCAAGCAGCCCUGGAGACCUUCAAGGGCCACGAGACCUUCAGGCAGAGCUCAGCUGACAUCAGCACGGACAGCCUGGACUUGAGCGCCAGCGAUGAAGGGCAGCCCCUUAACUCCACCAGCAGGAAGACCCGCCGGUCUCUGUCUGAAUCCGGGGCAGCAGAGUCAUCCAAGGCGUCACAGCAGCUGCCCCGCAAGAUAGAGUCCUUGGAGAGCCUGUAUUUCACGCCAAUCCCCACCCGGGCACGGUCCAAGCUGGAGAACAGCAUUGGCUCCAUCGGCGAUGCUGCCCUGGAUUCGGGACAGAAAGCUCUCUCCGGCCGUCAGCGCACCACGCAGCUGAUCAACAUCACCAUGAUCAAAAAACACCCCAAGCUGGAGGCCCCAGACAGCGCGAACGAGUCCUUCGUCAGCGUGCGGUCCUCGGGGUCAGGGGACAGCGGCUUGAGCCAGGAGUCGGUCAAGACCCGGCUGCGUUCAGCAGCCGCCACCGCCUCCACCCGCUCGCUGGCCAGCCUCCCCUCUCAGGAGUCCCUCAGCAGGCUGGACGCCUCUUCCCCCGAUGGCAUGGCCGGCAACGCUGCGCUGAAGAGCCUGCCGGGCUACCGGCCUGCGACCCGCAGUUCUCUGAGGCGCUCCCAAGCAGGGGGCGCAAACACCGGCCGCAGCAGCUUCUACGCAGGCUCCUGCGAUGACGAGCCUGAGCCGCUGGAGGGCUGGAACCGCAUUGCUGAGCUGCAGCAGCGCAACCGGGUGUGUCCGCCUCACCUGAAGACCUGCUACCCGCUGGAGUCCCGGCCCUCUCAGCUGCUGACAGUCAUCACAGACGAAGAGAUGAUGACGGGGGACCCCAAGGAGACCCUCCGGCGGGCCAGCAUGCUGCCCUCUCAGGUUGCCGAGGGCCCCAGUACCCGCCGUAGCACACUGAGCGCCAUCUGGGCUGCGGGAGGGGUUGCCACGCGGCAGCAGCGGAAGCGCCUUUCGGAAGAGCCCCAGGUGGGGCCAGGGACUCCCGAGCCCAAGAAAUCGGCUGGUUGCUUCCCCCGGCCCCAGACCCCCGAGGGAAGCCCCGAGGAUCGAAAGCAGGGUGCCCUCGCGGGAGGCAAGAGGAGCAAAGCCCAGCCAGCAGGCAAGCAGUCUGAGAGGCGUCAGUCGCUGGCGUUCAGCAUCCUGAACACACCGAAGAAACUGGGGAACAGCCUCUUGCGCCGUGGGGCCAAUCGUAAGGUGACUCCUAAAAGUUCCCCCCGCGGCGGCAGCCGGAGAUCUCCCAGGACAGCUGCGUCUUCAAAGGGCAAGGGCAGCUCCAAGUCGCCGAAGAGUGUGAAAUUCUAGUGCCCUUUUCUCCGGCUGCCAACUCCGCCACGCAGCAUCCCUCGCGGGAGGAGGAGGAGGAGCAAGGGGCCGACAUCCCUCUGCCGCUGCCGUCGCCUGCGCCUCCCUGCGGCCCGUCCCCCUGCCUCAAGGAGGCCUAGGAACAAGGCCUUCUCCUCCGAGGCCCCUUCCGCCUCUAUCCCCACGCCCAGCGAGGGUGGAGAAGGGGGAGCCUCCUGUUCACAGCCUCCGUGAGUGUGUGUGCCUUCCUCCCCUCCCCUCCCCUCCCCUCCCCGGGGAAUUGGGGCAGUCCCCAGACCGUUGCAGGCCCAUCCCUGCACCAACCUCGGGCCCUGGAAUCGAGGCCUGAUCGGCCCCCGGCUGGAUCACCCCCAGGCACAAAGGUCCCAAAGAAACCUUGCUGGCCUUUCUUCCUUGCUGGCCUCCUCGCAAGGAGCUCGGCCCUCGUGCUCCUUAGGGCCCCCUUUGCUGCUGGCGGAAGAAGAGCGGCAGACGCGGCUGGCCUCUCAAGGCCUCGCGGGAGGGCUCCUCCCUCGUGUUGGUGCUCCCCUCGCGGCGGCGUUCCUCCUCGGCUCCUUGCGCUCCUGGAAGGCUCGGCUGCCGGGCAGGCGAUGGGGGCUGCGAGCGAAGGUGGGGCCCUUCCCGCGGCGGCUCCCCGCAGGGUCAGCCUUGUCUGUGCGCUGGGAGGUUGUGCCCUCCCAGGGAGGGGGGCAUGCUGCCGUUCCUUAGAGGAGGGGGGACAGCUUGGGCAUGGGCCUCUCUUUCUCUCGCGGCUUUACUCAGCAACGUUGCUUUGUAUUGUGCUCUGUAGAACCUGGGUUGGGGCAGGGGAGCCACGGGCGGGCGCCUGCCAGGAACUCACCUGGGGCAGGUAGGCGAAGGUGAGCCUUUCGCUGUCAGGGUUGGGAAUGAUCCUGGGUGGUAUAUCUGACGGGUUGUGUUUCUGCGCCAGCCUGUGGUGCCAGCCGAGCACUGCCCAGAAGCCGUGGGGCUGCCCUCCUUGGUUUCAGGGGGCUGGCGAAGGUGUGUUUCCAGUUGGGUGAGGGGAGAGUCCAGCCCUGGGCCUGGGGAGAGGGGCUUCUCCUGCUUCUCCAUGGGGGGGUGCGCUGGUCCGAGCCGGGGCUGACGCGCUCUCCCUGGGCACGGGCUGCCAAAGGGAGGUCCUGGCGGAGGAAGGCUCCCGGGCUGGGGGGGCACCGCCCAAGGGCUUCCCCUGCUUGCAAUCCUCUACUACUCGCCUUUGUAGAGACUUUAGCAAUCAAAUGUGUCAUUUUAAAUAAUGUUUCUACUUGUAAAUAAAUGGUAUUUUUCUCCCAGUGGUGGCUGAUUGUGGCUUUGCAGCGAUCCUCUCCCUGCCUACUUAGAAGCCAGCCCCGCUGGUGUCUGGGGCACCACUGGGACUGGCAGCCUCAGUCGUCGUGUUCGAGGACUGGACAGAAGGGUGCCAAGAGCAGGCCUGACCUGCAGCGUAAGGCCGGGCAAACGAGAAAGUUCUCCUGCGCUUAUGCAGAGCGCAGUUUUCUUCCUAGGCUGGCACAAGACCACGAGGGGAGCCCUUCGGCUUGUUUCGUACCAUGUUUUGUACCAACAACAAAAGGGUUGGCGAAAAUGAGCUCCAGCAGUUAGCAGAGGCAACUUAUGACGAUGGCUUUUCCAAAGAGAGGAGAAAAUACUGGCAGAGCUUUUUAUGGGAAUAUUGUGAAGUUUUAUACAAUAA